AUGUCGGUUCCAGAACAUGAGCUUCGCCCUGCGGAGCUAGUGACGGAUCAUCUCGAGACCCCUUCUCUGGAUGAUCGGACCUACCGCGUCAUCCGCCUUCCGAACCAGCUAGAGGCCCUUCUCGUUCACGAUGCCGAGGCCGAUAAGGCCAGUGCUGCUAUGGACGUCAAUGUUGGAAACUUCAGCGACGAGGUGGACAUGCCGGGUAUGGCACACGCUGUUGAGCAUCUGUUAUUUAUGGGUACCAAGAAGUAUCCCGAGGAAAAUGCCUACAAUCAGUACUUGUCGGCGCACUCUGGUACUUCGAAUGCGUACACUGCCUCGACAUCUACCAACUACUACUUCGAGAUAGCCGGUCGGCCCAGUGACGACAGUGAGCCAUCGGCGACCAACCCGUCCCCGUUGAAGGGCGCUCUUGAUCGCUUUGCUCAGUUCUUCGUAGAGCCCUUGUUCCUCGAAUCAACCCUGGACCGGGAACUCAGGGCCGUGGACUCCGAGAACAAGAAGAACCUUCAGAGCGACACAUGGCGACUUCACCAGCUUGAGAAGUCCUUGUCAAACCCUGCGCAUCCCUACUGUCAUUUUUCUACAGGCAACCUUGAGAUCCUCAAAAUCGAGCCCGAGGCACGAGGAGUCAACGUGAGGCAGAAAUUCAUCGACUUUUACGAUAGUCAUUAUUCUGCUAAUCGUAUGAAAUUGGUUGUUUUGGGCCGGGAGCCACUGGACGUCCUCGAGUCUUGGGUAGUGGAGUACUUCUCGCACAUCCAGGACAAGAACCUCAAGCCCAACCGCUGGCCCGACGCUGCACCCCUGGGCCCUGAGCAGCUGGGAUUGCAGGUCUUCGCAAAGCCAGUCAUGGACUCGAGGGAGCUCGGCCUCUCUUUCCCAUUCCUCGACGAGGAUGAGCUUUUCGAAUCCCUCCCAAGCAGGUACAUAAGCCACCUCAUAGGGCACGAGGGCCCAGGAAGUAUCAUGUCCUACAUCAAAUCCAAGGGUUGGGCGAAUGGGCUCAGCGCUGGCGCCUAUCCAGUGUGUCCUGGUUCGCCCGGGAUUUUUGACUGCCAAGUACGGCUGACAGAGGAGGGGCUGAAAAACUACAAGGAAAUUGUAAAGGUUUUCUUUCAAUACGUUGCUCUCUUGCGAGAGACGCCACCUCAGGAAUGGAUAUUCGAAGAGCAGAGAGGCAUGGCCGAUGUGGACUUCAAGUUCAAGCAAAAGACACCUGCAAGUCGUUUUACGAGCAAGAUCAGCUCCGUCAUGCAACGUCCUCUGCCCCGAGAGUGGCUUCUGAGCGGUUCUAGUCGGCUGAGAAAGUUUGACCCAGAACUCAUUCGGCAAGGAAUGGACUACCUACGACCCGAAAACCUGAGGAUGUCGAUCAUUUCCCGUGACGUCCCUGGACAAUGGGAGAAGAAAGAGAAGUGGUAUGGGACCGAGUACACGUGCGAGAAAGUUCCCAAUGAUUUCAUGGAGGAGAUCAGGCAAGCUGCGUCGAGCAGCCCUGCGGACCGCGUCUCAAAGCUGCACCUGCCACACAAGAAUCAGUUCAUACCGACCAAGCUCGAAGUCGAAAAGAAGGAGGUCAAAGAGCCCGCUGUGGCACCCACCAUGAUCAGGAACGACGGUCUGGCGCGUACAUGGUACAAGAAGGAUGACAGAUUCUGGGUUCCUAAGGCAAACCUCCUUGUCAGCUGCAGGAGCCCCAUCAUCUUUGCAUCGGCGGAGAACUCUGUCAAGGCUCGGUUCUUCACCGACCUCGUUAGGGACGCGCUUGAGGAGUAUUCUUACGAUGCUGAUCUAGCUGGCCUGCAGUAUUCUGUGUCCCUGGACGCCCGAGGGCUUGUCAUCGAGGUUAGCGGUUACAACGACAAGCUUUCAGUCCUUCUGGAACAGGUCCUCAAGACGAUGCGAGACUUGGACAUCAAAGAGGAUCGGUUCGCCAUCAUCAAAGAGCGCCUGAGCAGAGCGUAUCGGAAUUGGGCCUUCCAGCAGCCGUUCCACCAGGUCGGAGAAUACACUACCUGGCUGAACACCGAGCACGACUUCCUGGUUGAGCACUACAACGCUGAGCUGGACACGAUCACUUGCGACGCGACGAGGGCUUUCCAGAAAGAAUUGCUAUCGCAGAUGCACAUGGAGGUUGUAGUCCAUGGAAAUCUGUAUAAGGAGGACGCACUCAGGCUCACGGACAUGCUGGAGCAGACGCUCAAGACCCGUUCGUUGCCGAGCUCGCAGUGGCCCAUUUGGAGAUCCUUCCUGUUCCCACCUGGCUCGAACUAUGUCUACAAGAAGACUUUGGGGGAUCCUGCCAAUGUGAACCACUGCAUCGAGUACUGGCUUUACGUCGGGCAGAAGGAUGAGCGAAUGGCCCGGGCCAAGGUUCUCCUGCUGGACCAGAUCCUCCACGAACCAGCCUUUGACCAGCUUCGGACUAAGGAGCAGUUGGGCUACGUAGUGUUCAGUGGCAUCAAGACCAGCGCAACGACACUGGGCUUCCGGUUCCUUAUCCAGAGCGAGAAGACCGCGCAGUAUCUGGAGACCAGAAUCGAGAAUUUCUUGAGCAACUAUGCCCAGACGCUGGAGAAGAUGAGCGAUGCCGACCUCGAGGGCCACAAGCGCAGCCUAAGCAUCAAGCUGCUCGAGAAGCUGAAGAACCUUGACCAGGAGACCAACCGGAUCUGGGGCCAGAUUUCCACCGAGUACUACGACUUUGAGCUCUCAAGCAAGACAGCAGAGCUCGUCAAGGAGCUGACCAAGCAGGACAUGAUUGACUUCUUUAAGAAACACAUCAACCCUGCGUCGCCCGAGAGGGCCAAGAUCUCGGUGUGGAUGAUCGCGCAGGCCACCAGCGACGUGUCCACCAAGCAGAUCUCAGAGCUGGUCAAGGCGCUGGAGCUCAACUCCCCCGAGAGGGAGGCCGAGGCGGCGACAGACCUCCAGGCCAGGCUGAGCGCGGCGGAGCACGACGAGGCCAAGGAGAUCGAGGGCCUCAAGGAGUACCUGCUGCACGACCUGAAGGUGGCCGAAGACAAGAUCGACGCGGCGGUCGAGGCGUGGAAGAAGCUACAUUCCAAGACGAACGGGGUGGUGGGACACCAGGACGAGGACCCGCCUUCGCUGAACGGAACCAAGAUCUGCUUCAUCGAGGACCCGAGAGACUUCAAGGCGCGACUGCCUGUGAGCGCCGGGGCGAGCUCUGUCAAGGACCUGACGGAGUACGAGGAGUUGGACCCGAAGCUGUGA
Molecule: messenger RNA, 3243 nt
Organism: Diaporthe citri
Lineage: Eukaryota; Fungi; Ascomycota; Sordariomycetes; Diaporthales; Diaporthaceae
Exons: 3
Coding region: 1-3243 (1080 amino acids)
Biological process (GO): peptide catabolic process
Cellular component (GO): mitochondrion; cytosol
Molecular function (GO): metal ion binding; metalloendopeptidase activity
Source: RefSeq, a predicted model, not a curated record